Meloidogyne enterolobii is the source of this 503-nucleotide messenger RNA. The record is from the annotation of a GenBank genome assembly. Lineage: Eukaryota; Metazoa; Nematoda; Chromadorea; Rhabditida; Meloidogynidae.
UAAUGGUUACUUCUAAAAUUUUUAAAAUAAUUUUUGCCUUGUUUGUGUUGUUUAUUAAUAUUAUGGAGAUUUGGUCUUGUACUGGCCUUGGAGGUUAUACUGGCCUUGGAGGUUUACCAUUUAACCCUUCUAUCCUGCAAAAUCCAGAUUUGCCGCGAAUGAUUCAAACUAUGCCUCCACAACAAAUAGUUCAAUUACUUCCAUUAUAUGGAAGUCUUGCUAAUCAGUAUCCGCAAUAUAUCCCUCUAAUUAUUGGUAUGUUAACGCCAGAUCAAAGAUAUGCGCUUGCUUCCAGCCCCCUUAUCUUACCAACCCUUAUGGUGGACCUCAAGUUUAUGGUCCGCAGCUUGGAUUUCCUCAAAUACCCCAAUAUCCUCAAGGCCAAGGCAUUCUUCAACCUUUCCCUCAAGGUCAAAGCAUUUUGCAACCUAUCCCUCAGCCCAUUCAAGGAUAAUCUUCAAAAAUCUACGCGAAAUAUUUUUAAAGAAAGUGAAGCUUACUGA